AUGAUUUACUUUCGGCGUAGUGAAUCUUCAGCGCUCAUUUCUGUUGUCGGCUUCGACAUCGGUAAUUUGAACUGUUACAUCGGCAUCGCUCGUCAGGGUGGUAUUGAAGUAAUCACUAAUGAUUACUCGUUACAUGCAACCCCGGCUUGCGUUGCUUUUACGCCUAAAAACAGGAGUAUGGGUGUAGCCGCUCGACAGUCAGUGAACACGAACUUCAAGAACACGAUCAUAAAUUUCAAACAUAUGAUUGGACGAAAGUUCAGUGAUGCCAUAACACAGAAAUUUAUACCUUUCGUUCCAUGCCAAACUGUACAACUGGCGAAUGAUGACAUUGGUUUCAAGGUUAGUUAUCAAGGGCGAGAAGCUAUUUUCACACCAGAACAAGUGCUGGCAGCUCUUCUUACCAAACUGAAGGACAUAGUAGAAAGUCAACUCAAGGAUGUGAAAAAAGUCACCGACUGCGUUGUGACGGUACCAUCUUAUUUCACUGAUGUACAGCGGCGAGCGACACAAGCUGCUAUUCAAUCUGCCAAUUUGAAUGCGUUGCGAGUAAUGAAUGAAAGCACAGCCAUUGCACUUGCAUAUGGUAUUUAUAAACAAGAUUUGCCCGAGGAAUCAGCUCGUGCACGCUAUGUAGUCUUUUUGGAUGUUGGUCACGCUUCUACACAAGCUAGUCUCGUGGCUUUCAAUAAGGGCAAGCUCCAGUUUCGAUUUCUGAAUUAUGCGAAUGUUCCAACAGAAGUGGGUGCGGCUAUGCAGUGCGCUAUUCUUUCGCCUGCAUUCCGUGUUCGAGAGUUUUCUGUCAAGGAUUCUCAGCCAUAUCGUGUGAAGAUUACUUGGUCCGGUGGUGCUUCAGAAAGCGGCUCAUUUAUGUCGAACAAAUGUGAUGUGAAGAAGCGUGAACUAUUGCAUAAUUAUAGCGAAUCCGACGUUUUUGUGGAGCGAGAUGAGUUCCCAUUCUCUAAAAUGGUCUCACUGUAUCGAGCAGAUGCCUUCCAAGUUGACGCUCGAUAUGCGCUGCCGAAUACUGUUCCACAUACAACAACUACCGUCGUUUUACGAACACGCCUUAAUGAGUUGAGAAAAUAUGGAGACCCCAUUGUUGAGCGCUAUAGAGAAGCUGAAGCCAGAAAGGCCUAUGAAGAUUAUGUGGCUGGUGGAGAAGCACAUGCUCACAUUGACAGCGCCGAUAUGGAGAAGGUUAUAAACGCCAUUGAGGAAAAGAAACGUUGGUUGGAUGAAGCCCGUCAUAAGCAGGAACGGAGAGCAAAAACUGAACCGCCUAUAGUUUUCGCAUAUGAAAUUGCACAGAAACAACAGGUUCGAAUCAAUCCAAACGGUAUUUUUACGAUCUGUUCGGCAACCAUGUACGACACGCAAAUCGUAGAGGCAUUUGAAGCAGUUGUGCUACCGAUUUUGAACAAGAAGAAGCCAGCACCACCUCCAAAGAAGAAGGAACAAAAGCCGGCAGAGCCCCCCGAGAAUGGUAAUCCUGCUGGAGAUAACCCUGGAACAGUUCCACCGCAACCUGGAGAAAUGGAGGUUGACUAG
Ostertagia ostertagi is the source of this 1551-nucleotide messenger RNA. The record is from the annotation of a GenBank genome assembly. Lineage: Eukaryota; Metazoa; Nematoda; Chromadorea; Rhabditida; Trichostrongylidae.